This is a messenger RNA of Rangifer tarandus platyrhynchus (Svalbard reindeer), 675 nucleotides long. The record is from the annotation of a GenBank genome assembly. Lineage: Eukaryota; Metazoa; Chordata; Mammalia; Artiodactyla; Cervidae.
AUGACCAUCCGACACCAAGGCCAGCAGUACAGGCCGAGGAUGGCGUUUCUGCGGAAGCUUCCACGCCGCCUCUUGGUCCAUGUUGGACUACGCGGGCCCGACUGUCCUGAGGGUGUCUACAUGCCACGCUUGCUCCAAGAAGCUUCCAGUGACUCCAGUGACCCACGUGGGGAACGCACAGGAAUGCACCUGACAUUGCACUCAUUCUUUCCCUGGAUCAGCACCCAGCCCCUACGGCCACUUGCGCGCAUCAGACUGCCCAACAGACACUAUAAAGAUAGGUUUGACUACUGUCCCCAUUUUACAGAGGCUUCAGAUUCUACUCCAGGAGUGGGGGAGGACCGUGGAGGAGGCCGCCUUGAAUGUGAGAGGGAAGGAUGCCGCAUCAGCUCUGCUGGGCCCAGGAGAGGCAGAAUGAAGACCCAGGUGAUGCGUCUUGUCUGCAGUCACACCUCAGUGAGCCAGAAUUUGAGAGCUGUAGUGCCAGGCCUGCCCGAGGGGUCAGACAGGCCAGUGAUGACCUGUGUUACAGCUGGGAAGUGCGGUCUGGUCAUCUCUGUGUGUCUACGUGUCUGUGUGUUGCGGAAGGGAUCUUCAGGAGGGAUGCACACAGAGCACAAAGAUGAUGGGGGGCCGGAGAAAGGCCACAGCAACAGCCUCUGUGGAGCGCUUUAA